Molecule: messenger RNA, 744 nt
Organism: Camellia sinensis
Lineage: Eukaryota; Viridiplantae; Streptophyta; Magnoliopsida; Ericales; Theaceae
Source: RefSeq, a predicted model, not a curated record
AUGGAUUCAAGGACUGAGAAAUUGGGGAGCUUUGCUGAGGAGAUGUACAACCUGAGUGGCUACAUUGCGUCAGCGGGGCAGAUUAGGCCAAAUGUGGAAUUGCCGGUAGGGACAGAAAUUUGUGUACUACAGGGGGACAGACUUGAUCAGAGGAUAGAGGACUUAGCAGUUCUGGAAGGGGACAUUGCUGACCUCCAGAUUUUCAACGAACAAGAUCCGAGGGACACGACAGUCAACUGGUUUGAUUUUGAGGAGUCAAUAGAGAUCACAGGAUGGCUUGACAACCAACCAGAUAUUACUGCACUGACACAGCUAGAACGGGAAGGAAUUGAAGACUCUGAAAGAGCCAGAAAAGCCAAGGCCCCUGUGGGAACUGAGAGUGCUGUGUACACAAGAACAGAGAGUGCUGCGAACACAUGGACAGAAGGUACCGUGAUUACAAGGACAGUGGUAACCAACCAGGAGGUCGAUCUUAGCUCGGCGUCGUCAUACUUUUGUCAGCCUAGGCACAGCCAAGCUUGGGGUCGGGACCCUACUUUUGUGAAGUUGUUAGAUGUUGACUCACAAGACAAGGUUAUGGUUAGAACCAGGAUGGAAGAGUCGGACGAGGCUACCUCGGCAAGAUUGGACCGAAUGGAAAGAAUGAUUAUGGAUAUGGCGGAGACCCUAAGGCAGCAACAGCAACAACCGCCACCACCACCAGUACCUCCACCUGCAGUACAAGAUGUUCAUGUUGAGGACUGA